Messenger RNA from Helianthus annuus (common sunflower), 1434 nucleotides. RefSeq names its product mediator of RNA polymerase II transcription subunit 15a. NCBI's taxonomy places the organism in Eukaryota, Viridiplantae, Streptophyta, Magnoliopsida, Asterales, Asteraceae. Bases 159 to 1115 code for a protein of 318 amino acids. The transcript is spliced from 7 exons. Gene Ontology annotation, biological process: regulation of DNA-templated transcription. The record is from RefSeq and is a predicted model, not a curated record. Gene Ontology annotation, molecular function: transcription coactivator activity; chromatin DNA binding.
ACAAAUGCUGCUUCAAUCUUCCUAUCACAAAUUCAUCAUAGUCAUACGUGACGGAACGGUUACGUCCAAUUGGCUUCGUGUACACAAUUGGGUUUCUCAUCUCAUCUCAUCUGGAUGUCACAGUUGGAUUGAAAAUCAAUCAUCAAAUCAAAUAGAAGAUGGACAAGAGACCUAUUCACGGUGACCCCGCCAUGGAAUUUCGUGAUUGGAGGGCUCAACUUCAACGGAAAAGGAUAAUAAACAAGAUAAUGGAUACCUUGAAAAAGCAUCUUCCUUUCUCUGGAUAUGAGAGACUUCAGGAACUUAAGAAAAUAGCUGAGAGGGUUGAACGGGAGAUCCAUACUGCUGCCACAAGCCAGUCUGAAUAUUCACGUAAGGUAUGCUUCAUGAUGCUGACUAUGGAGACUAGAUUAAAGAAUCCCAUGCUGUCAAACUCUGCUGCUAUUACGGUAAAUCCCUCAGUGCCAGUAGAUUCGACAGCUCAAACGGACAAUCCAAACAACGGAGAUUGGCAAGAAGAAGUUUACCAAAAGAUAAAAGCUAUGCAAAAGCUGUAUCUACUGGAAUCUGAUGAUUGGAAGGCUCAAUUGCAAGACUCUUCUAGUUUACCUUCUGCAUUGCCACCUGGCAAUGACUUACAACAACCCACCUUGACAAACGUUGCUGGUCAAAAUAUAAACAUGCAGACCAUUCAAAAUAUGUCUAGUGUUCAACAAAACCAGCUCAUCGGACAACAAUAUAACUACCUUGUAACACAGGGCCACCCCCUGUACCAGGAGCAACUCCAGCAGCUCCUGCAACAGCGGAUGCUGCAACAGCAGAGGUUGAGGCCUACUGAAGGUGCAAGUGUGGCUGUUGGGGACCCCACCAUGGAAUCUGGUGAUUGGAGGGCUCAACUGCAAGCAGAUAUAGGGGAAAGGAUCAUGAACAAGUUAUUAGAUACCGUGAAGAAGCAUCCUCCAUUCCCUGGACAUGAGGGACAACAGGUUCUUACGAAAAUAGCCGAGAGGAUUGAAGAGGAGAUUUAUUUUGUUGCCACAACCCGGUCUGAUUAUUUACGGAAGAUAUCCUUGAAGAUGCUAAUUAUGGUGAAUACAUUACAUAAUCCCAUGUGAUCAAACUCUGCUGCUCAACAGAACAUGAUGAAUUCCAUAGAGUCCUUUUAUAAUCCUUACAGCAGGUCACAAGUGAGUUGGCCCCCGAAUCUGAUAUUUCAGAUUGUAUGAUAUCUUUGUGAGCUGCUCAAAUGUUGCUUGAUCUUCUUAUCUUCUUUUGAAGUUAUGUUACCAUUAGCAGGGUAGGGUUUGCUAUUUAUAAGGGGGUGGCGGCGCAACUUGUUGCUCGUCUACCUGCCAUUAGUCUGUAAUCGUCUCUAUUUUAAGUUGACUUUAUGUUUAAAAUUAAAAUAUAUUAAAACUGCAAAAGAAUAUUCAA